AGCUGAAAAGAUGAAUUUCAAUCGGGAGGAAUACUAUCGGUCGGUUUUUAAAGAUCAGCUCUCAUCGUGUAUUAAGGAUUUGGAGAAGGAUUCGCCGAAUAUGAGGACAAGCGCAAUGCGACUUGCGGAGGCGCGCGAGGAGAACGAAGGAGUGACCAGAGCACUGGAGGCUCAGGAAAAGGAGUUGCAGAUGAGGCGGGAGCGCUUGAGAGAAAGAGAGGAAAAGGUGAAAAAGGAAGAGGAGAAACUCAGACAGUACAAGCUGGAAACUGCUAAGCAGCUGCAAGAAAAUGAAGGAAGACGGUUACAUGCCAUAGAAAAAACAAAGGAAGAGGAAGCUAAAAUUAAAGAGAAGGAAGACAAUAUUAAGAAACUAAAGGCACGGCAUGAAGCCCUACUGACACGAAAAGAGCUACUGGCCAAACGCCACCAGGAGAGCACUGCAAAGAUGCCCAGAAAGAACACUGGUCGAGGCUGUGGUGGCACGCAGUCUAUCAGAAAGGAAAUUCUAGAAAGACAAGCUGAUGUUGAGAAAGAGGCAGAGCGCAAAAAGCUGGAACUGAUGAAGGACAAAGGAACAGCGAACUCUUCUCCUGCACUAUACCAACCAACUGCAGCAGCAACAGAGAGAGCUAGACAACAUACGCUCAGAAACAUGCAAAUGGGAAAUGAAACGGGAGGACUUGCGUUCCACUGCUAAAAGAGAGGAGCUCCAAUAUGCUCAGAUAAAGGUCGGGAUUUGUUCAAUUUAUCAAAUGAUCGCACCUUACUGGAGAGCCUCUGUGGAUACUGAGGACCCCUACGAGCAGCUGGAACUGAUUCGGAAACAUCUUCAGCUUGUGAGAGCUAUAGUUGAUGAGCGAAAGUUCAACGUUAUGACAACAGCAAGUCAAACUAAAGAGGAUGACAAGUAGCAGAGAGUAUAAGAUCCAAGCUCUGGUGAUGUUUAUGUACUGAAAACAGCCAGAUAUGCCUUUAAGCUAAAUAAAAAUCAUCA
Sinocyclocheilus anshuiensis is the source of this 997-nucleotide messenger RNA. Its product is annotated as golgin subfamily A member 6-like protein 2. Bases 11 to 700 code for a protein of 229 amino acids. Lineage: Eukaryota; Metazoa; Chordata; Actinopteri; Cypriniformes; Cyprinidae. The record is from RefSeq and is a predicted model, not a curated record. The transcript is spliced from 7 exons.